AUGACGUCACCUUCCUCGACUACAGAGCCCCCUGAGACAGUGACAGCCAUCACAUCCGCAAUGAGCAACAGAACAAUUAGUCAGUCAGUGCAGAGCACAACUGAAGAGAUGACGACUGAACCACCAAUCAUGUCACCUUCUUCCACUACAGAGUCUCCUGAGACAUUGACAGCCAUCACAUCCCCAACAAGCAACACAACAAUUAGUCAGUCAGUGCAGAGCACAACUGAAGAGAUGACCACUGAACCACCAAUCACGUCACCUUCUUCCACUACAGAGUCUCCUGAGACACUGACAGCCAUCACAUCCCCAACGAGCAACAUAACAAUUAAUCAGUCAGUGCACAGCACAACAGAAGACAUCACUACUCAACCACCAAUGACGUCACCUUCCUCGACUACAGAGCCCCCUGAGACAGUGACAGCCAUCACAUCCCCAACGAGCAACACAAUUACUCAGUCAGUGCACAGCACAACAGAAGAGAUGACCACUGAACCAUCAAUCACGACACCUUCUUCCACUACAGAGCCCCCUGAGACAGUGACAGCCGUCACAUCUCCAACGAGCAACACAACAAUUAGUCAGUCAGUGCAGAGCACAACAGAAGAGAUGACCACUGAACCACCAAUCACGUCACCUUCUUCCACUACAGAGUCUCCUGAGACAUUGACAGCCAUCACAUCCCCAACAAGCAACACAACAAUUAGUCAGUCAGUGCAGAGCACAACUGAAGAGAUGACCACUGAACCACCAAUCACGUCACCUUCUUCCACUACAGAGUCUCCUGAGACACUGACAGCCAUCACAUCCCCAACAAGCAACAUAACAAUUACUCAGUCAGUGCACAGCACAACAGAAGACAUCACUACUCAACCACCAAUGACGUCACCUUCCUCGACUACAGGGCCCCCUGAGACAGUGACAGCCAUCACAUCCCCAACGAGCAACACAAUUACUCAGUCAGUGCACAGCACAACAGAAGACAUCACUACUCAACCACCAAUGACGUCACCUUCGUCGACUACAGGGCCCCCUGAGACAGUGACAGCCAUCACAUCCGCAAUGAGCAACACAACAAUUAGUCAGUCAGUGCAGAGCACAAAUGAAGAGAUGACCACUGAACCACCAAUCACGUCACCUUUUUCCACUACAGAGUCUCCUGAGACAGUGACAACCAUCACAUCCGCAAUGAGGAACACAACAAUUAGUCAGUCAGUGCAGAGCACAAAAGAAGAGAUGACCACUGAACCACCAAUCACGUCACCUUUUUCCAGUACAGAGCCCCCAGAGACAGUGACAGCUAUUACAUCCCCAACAAGCAACACAAUUAGUCAGUCAGUGCAUAGCACAACAGAAGAGAUGACCACUGAACCAUCAAUCACGACACCUUCUUCCACUACAGAGCCCCCUGAGACAGUGACAGCCGUCACAUCUCCAACGAGCAACACAACAAUUAGUCAGUCAGUGCAGAGCACAAAUGAAGAGAUGACCACUGAACCACCAAUCACGUCACCUUCUUCCACUACAGAGCCCCCUGAGACAGUGACAGCCGUCACAUCUCCAACGAGCAACACAACAAUUAGUCAGUCAGUGCAUAGCACAACAGAAGAGAUGACCACUGAACCAUCAAUCACGACACCUUCUUCCACUACAGAGCCCCCUGAGACAGUGACAGCCGUCACAUCUCCAACGAGCAACACAACAAUUAGUCAGUCAGUGCAGAGCACAACAGAAGAGAUGACCACUGAACCAUCAAUCACGACACCUUCUUCCACUACAGAGCCCCCUGAGACAGUGACAGCCAUCACAUCUGCAAUGAGCAACACAACAAUUAGUCAGUCAGUGCAGAGCACAAAAGAAGAGAUGACCACUGAACCACCAAUCACGUCACCUUCUUCCACUACAGAGCCCCCUGAGACAGUGACAGCCAUCACAUCCCCAAUGAGUAACACAACAAUUAGUCACUCACUGCAUAGCACAACAGAAGAGAUGACCACUGAACCACCAAUGACUACAGAGUCUGCUGAGACAAUGGCAGCCAUCACAUCCGCAAUGAGUAACACAACAAUUAGUCAGUCAGUGCAGAGCACAAAAGAAGAGAUGACCACUGAACCACCAAUCAUGUCACCUUCUUCUACUACACAGUCUCCUGAGACACUGACAGCCAUCACUUCCCCAACGACCAACACAACAAUUAGUCAGUCAGUGCACAGCACAACAGAAGAGAUGACCACUGAACCAUCAAUCACGACACCUUCUUCCACUACAGAGCCCCCUGAGACAGUGACAGCCAUCACAUCCCCAAUGAGUAACACAACAAUUAGUCACUCACUGCAUAGCACAACAGAAGAGAUGACCACUGAACCACCAAUGACUACAGAGUCUACUGAGACAAUGACAGCCAUCACAUCCCCAACGAGCAACACAACAAUUAGAGAAUCAAUGCAGAGUACAAGAGAAGACAUCACCACUGAACCCCCAAAGACAUCACCUUUUUCCACUAAAGAGUCUCCUGAGACAAUGGCAGCAAUCACAUCGGAAUCGAGUAACACAACAAUUAGUCAGUCAGUGCAGAGCACAAAUGAAGAGAUGACCACUGAAUCACCAAUCACGUCACCUUCUUCCACUACAGAGUCUCCUGAGACAUUGACAGCCAUCACAUCCCCAACAAGCAACACAACAAUUAGUCAGUCAGUGCAGAGCACAACAGAAGACAUGACCACUGAACCACCAAUCAUGUCAUCAUCUUCUACUACAGAGUCUCCUGAGACACUGACAGCCAUCACAUCCCCAACGAGCAACAUAACAGUUAAUCAGUCAGUGCAGAGCACAACAGAAGACAUCACUACUCAACCACCAAUGACGUCACCUUCCUCGACUACAGAGCCCCCUGAGACAGUGACAGCCAUCACAUCCGCAAUGAGCAACAGAACAAUUAGUCAGUCAGUGCAGAGCACAACUGAAGAGAUGACGACUGAACCACCAAUCAUGUCACCUUCUUCCACUACAGAGUCUCCUGAGACACUGACAGCCAUCACAUCCCCAACGAGCAACAUAACAAUUAAUCAGUCAGUGCACAGCACAACAGAAGACAUCACUACUCAACCACCAAUGACGUCACCUUCCUCGACUACAGAGCCCCCUGAGACAGUGACAGCCAUCACAUCCCCAACGAGCAACACAAUUACUCAGUCAGUGCACAGCACAACAGAAGACAUCACUACUCAACCACCAAUGACGUCACCUUCCUCGACUACAGGGCCCCCUGAGACAAUGACAGCCAUCACAUCCGCAAUGAGCAACACAACAAUUAGUCAGUCAGUGCAGAGCACAAAUGAAGAGAUGACCACUGAACCACCAAUCACGUCACCUUCUUCCACUACAGAGUCUCCUGAGACAUUGACAGCCAUCACAUCCCCAACAAGCAACACAACAAUUAGUCAGUCAGUGCAGAGCACAACUGAAGAGAUGACUACUGAACCACCAAUCAUGUCAUCUUCUUCUACUACAGAGUCUCCUGAGACACUGACAGCCAUCACAUCCCCAACGAGCAACAUAACAAUAAAUCAGUCAGUGCAGAGCACAACAGAAGACAUCACUACUCAACCACCAAUGACAUCACCUUCCUCGACUACAGAGCCCCCUGAGACAGUGACAACCAUCACAUCCGCAAUGAGGAACACAACAAUUAGUCAGUCAGUGCAGAGUACAAAAGAAGAGAUGACCACUGAACCACCAAUCACGUCACCUUUUUCCAGUAUAGAGCCCCCAGAGACAGUGACAGCUAUUACAUCCCCAACAAGCAACACAAUUAGUCAGUCAGUGCAUAGCACAACAGAAGAGAUGACCACUGAACCAUCAAUCACGACACCUUCUUCCACUACAGAGCCCCCUGAGACAGUAACAGCCGUCACAUCUCCAACGAGCAACACAACAAUUAGUCAGUCAGUGCAGAGCACAACAGAAGAGAUGACCACUGAACCACCAAUGACUACAGAGUCUGCUGAGACAAUGACAGCCAUCACAUCCCCAACGAGCAACACAACAAUUAGAGAAUCAAUGCAGAGCACAACAGAAGAGAUGACCACUGAACCACCAAUCACGUCAUCUUCUUCCACUACAGAGUCUCCUGAGACAUUGACAGCCAUCACAUCCCCAACAAGCAACACAACAAUUAGUCAGUCAGUGCAGAGGACAACUGAAGAGAUGACCACUGAACCACCAAUCACGUCACCUUCUUCCACUACAGAGUCUCCUGAGACAGUGACAGCCAUCACAUCCGCAAUGAGCAACAGAACAAUUAGUCAGUCAGUGCAGAGCACAAAAGAAGAGAUGACCACUGAACCACCAAUCACGUCACCUUUUUCCAGUACAGAGCCCCCAGUGACAGUGACAGCUAUUACAUCCCCAACAAGCAACACAAUUAGUCAGUCAGUGCAUAGCACAACAGAAGAGAUGACCACUGAACCAUCAAUCACGACACCUUCUUCCACUACAGAGCCCCCUGAGACAGUGACAACCAUCACAUCCCCAACGAGCAACACAACAAUUAGUCAGUCAGUGCAGAGCACAAAAGAAGAGAUGACCACUGAACCACCAAUCACGUCACCUUUUUCCAGUACAGAGCCCCCAGUGACAGUGACAGCUAUUACAUCCCCAACAAGCAACACAAUUAGUCAGUCAGUGCAUAGCACAACAGAAGAGAUGACCACUGAACCAUCAAUCACGACACCUUCUUCCACUACAGAGCCCCCUGAGACAGUGACAGCCGUCACAUCUCCAACGAGCAACACAACAAUUAGUCAGUCAGUGCAGAGCACAACAGAAGAGAUGACCACUGAACCAUCAAUCACGUCACCUUCUUCCACUACAGAGCCCCCUGAGACAGUGACAACCAUCACAUCCCCAACGAGCAACACAACAAUUAGUCAGUCAGUGCAGAGCACAACAGAAGAGAUGACCACUGAACCAUCAAUGACAUCACUUUCAUCGACCUCAGAGCCUCCUGAGACAAUGACAGCCGUCACAUCUCCAACGAGCAACACAACAAUUAGUCAGUCAGUGCAGAGCACAACAGAAGAGAUGACCACUGAACCACCAAUCACGUCACCUUCUUCUACAUCAGAGUCUCCUGAGACACUGACAGCCAUCACUUCCCCAACGACCAACACAACAAUUAGUCAGUCAGUGCAUAGCACAACAGAAGAGAUUACCACUGAACUAUCAAUCACGACACCUUCUUCCACUACAGAGCCCCCUGAGACAGUGACAGCCAUCACAUCCCCAAUGAGCAACACAACAAUUAGUCAGUCACUGCAGAGCACAGCAGAAGAGAUCACUUCUCAACCACCAAUCACGUCACCUUCCUCGACUACAGAGUCUCUUGAGACAAUGGCAGCCAUCACAUCCACAACGAGUAACAGAACUAUUAGUCAGUCAGUACAGAGCACAACAGAAUACAUUACCAGUGAACCACCAGUCACGUCACCUUCUUCCACUACAGAGUCUCCUGAUACAAUGACAGCCGUCACAUCUCCAAUGAGGAACACAACAAUUAGCGAGUCAGUGCAGAGCAGAACAGAAGAGAUGACCACUCAACCACCAAUGACGUCACCUUCUUUCACUACAGAGUCUCUUGAGACAAUGACGGCCAUCACAUCCUCAACAAACAACACAACAAUUAGUCAGUUAGUGCAGAGUACAACAGAAGAGAUGACUGAACCAUCAAUCACGUCACCUUCUUCCAGUACAGAGCCCCCUGAGACAGUGACAGCCAUCACAUCCCCAACAAGCAACACAACAAUUAGUCAGUCAGUGCAGAGCACAACAGAAGAGAUGACCACUGAACCACCAAUCAUGUCACCUUCUUCUACAUCAGAGUCUCCUGAGACACUGACAGCCAUCACUUCCCCAACGACCAACACAACAAUUAGUCAGUCAGUGCACAGCACAACAGAAGAGAUGACCACUGAACCAUCAAUCACGACACCUUCUUCCACUACAGAGCCCCCUGAGACAGUGACAGCCAUCACAUCCCCAAUGAGUAACACAACAAUUAGUCACUCACUGCAUAGCACAACAGAAGAGAUGACCACUGAACCACCAAUGACUAGAGAGUCUGCUGAGACAAUGACAGCCAUCACAUCCCCAACGAGCAACAUAACAAUUAAUCAGUCAGUGCAGAGCACAAUAGAAGACAUCACUACUCAACCACCAAUGACAUCACCUUCCUCGACUAUAGAGCCCCCUGAGACAGUGACAACCAUCACAUCCGCAAUGAGCAACACAACAAUUAGUCAGUCAGUGCAGAGCACAAAAGAAGAGAUGACCACUGAACCACCAAUCACGUCACUUUCUUCUACUACACAGUCUCCUCAGACACUGACAGCCAUCACAUCCCCAACGAGCAAAACAACAAUUAGUCAGUCAGUGCAUAGCACAACAGAAGAGAUGACCACUGAACCACCAAUGACUACAGAGUCUCCUGAGACACUGACAGCCAUCACAUCCCCAACGAGCAACAUAACAAUUAAUCAGUCAGUGCAGAGCACAACAGAAGACAUCACUACUCAACCACCAAUGACGUCACCUUCCUCGACUACAGAGCCCCCUGAGACAGUGACAGCCAUCACAUCCGCAAUGAGCAACAGAACAAUUAGUCAGUCAGUGCAGAGCACAACUGAAGAGAUGACGACUGAACCACCAAUCAUGUCACCUUCUUCCACUACAGAGUCUCCUGAGACAUUGACAGCCAUCACAUCCCCAACAAGCAACACAACAAUUAGUCAGUCAGUGCAGAGCACAACUGAAGAGAUGACCACUGAACCACCAAUCACGUCACCUUCUUCCACUACAGAGUCUCCUGAGACACUGACAGCCAUCACAUCCCCAACGAGCAACAUAACAAUUAAUCAGUCAGUGCACAGCACAACAGAAGACAUCACUACUCAACCACCAAUGACGUCACCUUCCUCGACUACAGAGCCCCCUGAGACAGUGACAGCCAUCACAUCCCCAACGAGCAACACAAUUACUCAGUCAGUGCACAGCACAACAGAAGAGAUGACCACUGAACCAUCAAUCACGACACCUUCUUCCACUACAGAGCCCCCUGAGACAGUGACAGCCGUCACAUCUCCAACGAGCAACACAACAAUUAGUCAGUCAGUGCAGAGCACAACAGAAGAGAUGACCACUGAACCACCAAUCACGUCACCUUCUUCCACUACAGAGUCUCCUGAGACAUUGACAGCCAUCACAUCCCCAACAAGCAACACAACAAUUAGUCAGUCAGUGCAGAGCACAACUGAAGAGAUGACCACUGAACCACCAAUCACGUCACCUUCUUCCACUACAGAGUCUCCUGAGACACUGACAGCCAUCACAUCCCCAACGAGCAACAUAACAAUUACUCAGUCAGUGCACAGCACAACAGAAGACAUCACUACUCAACCACCAAUGACGUCACCUUCCUCGACUACAGGGCCCCCUGAGACAGUGACAGCCAUCACAUCCCCAACGAGCAACACAAUUACUCAGUCAGUGCACAGCACAACAGAAGACAUCACUACUCAACCACCAAUGACGUCACCUUCGUCGACUACAGAGCCCCCUGAGACAGUGACAGCCAUCACAUCCGCAAUGAGCAACACAACAAUUAGUCAGUCAGUGCAGAGCACAAAUGAAGAGAUGACCACUGAACCACCAAUCACGUCACCUUUUUCCACUACAGAGUCUCCUGAGACAUUGACAGCCAUCACAUCCCCAACAAGCAACACAACAAUUAGUCAGUCAGUGCAGAGCACAACUGAAGAGAUGACUACUGAACCACCAAUCACGUCAUCUUCUUCUACUACAGAGUCUCCUGAGACACUGACAGCCAUCACAUCCCCAACGAGCAACAAAACAAUUAAUCAGUCAGUGCAGAGCACAACAGAAGACAUCACUACUCAACCACCAAUGACAUCACCUUCCUCGACUACAGAGCCCCCUGAGACAGUGACAACCAUCACAUCCGCAAUGAGGAACACAACAAUUAGUCAGUCAGUGCAGAGCACAAAAGAAGAGAUGACCACUGAACCACCAAUCACGUCACCUUUUUCCAGUACAGAGCCCCCAGAGACAGUGACAGCUAUUACAUCCCCAACAAGCAACACAAUUAGUCAGUCAGUGCAUAGCACAACAGAAGAGAUGACCACUGAACCAUCAAUCACGACACCUUCUUCCACUACAGAGCCCCCUGAGACAGUGACAGCCGUCACAUCUCCAACGAGCAACACAACAAUUAGUCAGUCAGUGCAGAGCACAACAGAAGAGAUGACCACUGAACCAUCAAUCACGACACCUUCUUCCACUACAGAGCCCCCUGAGACAGUGACAGCCAUCACAUCCCCAAUGAGUAACACAACAAUUAGUCACUCACUGCAUAGCACAACAGAAGAGAUGACCACUGAACCACCAAUGACUACAGAGUCUGCUGAGACAAUGACAGCCAUCACAUCCCCAACGAGCAACACAACAAUUAGAGAAUCAAUGCAGAGUACAAGAGAAGACAUCACCACUGAACCCCCAAAGACAUCACCUUUUUCCACUAAAGAGUCUCCUGAGACAAUGGCAGCAAUCACAUCGGAAUCGAGUAACACAACAAUUAGUCAGUCAGUGCAGAGCACAAAUGAAGAGAUGACCACUGAAUCACCAAUCACGUCACCUUCUUCUACAUCAGAGUCUCCUGAGACACUGACAGCCAUCACAUCUGCAAUGAGCAACACAACAAUUAGUCAGUCAGUGCAGAGCACAAAAGAAGAGAUGACCACUGAACCACCAAUCACGUCACCUUCUUCCAGUACAGAGCCCCCUGAGACAGUGACAGCCAUCACAUCCCCAACGACCAACACAACAAUUAGUCACUCACUGCAUAGCACAACAGAAGAGAUGACCACUGAACCACCAAUCACGACACCUUCUUCCACUACAGAGCCCCCUGAGACAGUGACAGCCAUCACAUCCCCAAUGAGUAACACAACAAUUAGUCACUCACUGCAUAGCACAACAGAAGAGAUGACCACUGAACCACCAAUGACUACAGAGUCUGCUGAGACAAUGACAGCCAUCACAUCCCCAACGAGCAAAAGAACAAUUAGAGAAUCAGUGCAGAGUACAAGAGAAGACAUCACCACUGAACCCCCAAAGACAUCACCUUUUUCCACUAAAGAGUCUCCUGAGACAAUGGCAGCAAUCACAUCGGCAACGAGCAACACAACAAUUAGUCAGUCAGUGCAGAGCACAAAUGAAGAGAUGACCACUGAAUCACCAAUCACGUCACCUUCUUCCACUACAGAGUCUCCUGAGACAUUGACAGCCAUCACAUCCCCAACAAGCAACACAACAAUUAGUCAGUCAGUGCAGAGCACAACAGAAGACAUGACCACUGAACCACCAAUCAUGUCAUCAUCUUCUACUACAGAGUCUCCUGAGACACUGACAGCCAUCACAUCCCCAACGAGCAACAUAACAGUUAAUCAGUCAGUGCAGAGCACAACAGAAGACAUCACUACUCAACCACCAAUGACGUCACCUUCCUCGACUACAGAGCCCCCUGAGACAGUGACAGCCAUCACAUCCGCAAUGAGCAACAGAACAAUUAGUCAGUCAGUGCAGAGCACAACUGAAGAGAUGACCACUGAACCAUCAAUCACGACACCUUCUUCCACUACAGAGUCUCCUGAGACAUUGACAGCCAUCACAUCCCCAACAAGCAACACAACAAUUAGUCAGUCAGUGCACAGCAUAACAGAAGAGAUGACCACUGAACCAUCAAUCACGACACCUUCUUCCACUACAGAGCCCCCUGAGACAGUGACAGCCAUCACAUCCCCAAUGAGUAACACAACAAUUAGUCACUCACUGCAUAGCACAACAGAAGAGAUGACCACUGAACCACCAAUGACUACAGAGUCUGCUGAGACAAUGACAGCCAUCACAUCCCCAACGAGCAACACAACAAUUAGAGAAUCAAUGCAGAGUACAAGAGAAGACAUCACCACUGAACCCCCAAAGACAUCACCUUUUUCCACUAAAGAGUCUCCUGAGACAAUGGCAGCAAUCACAUCGGCAACGAGCAACACAACAAUUAGUCAGUCAGUGCAGAGCACAAAUGAAGAGAUGACCACUGAAUCACCAAUCACGUCACCUUCUUCCACUACAGAGUCUCCUGAGACAUUGACAGCCAUCACAUCCCCAACAAGCAACACAACAAUUAGUCAGUCAGUGCAGAGCACAACAGAAGACAUGACCACUGAACCACCAAUCAUGUCAUCAUCUUCUACUACAGAGUCUCCUGAGACACUGACAGCCAUCACAUCCCCAACGAGCAACAUAACAGUUAAUCAGUCAGUGCAGAGCACAACAGAAGACAUCACUACUCAACCACCAAUGACGUCACCUUCCUCGACUACAGAGCCCCCUGAGACAGUGACAGCCAUCACAUCCGCAAUGAGCAACAGAACAAUUAGUCAGUCAGUGCAGAGCACAACUGAAGAGAUGACGACUGAACCACCAAUCAUGUCACCUUCUUCCACUACAGAGUCUCCUGAGACAUUGACAGCCAUCACAUCCCCAACAAGCAACACAACAAUUAGUCAGUCAGUGCAGAGCACAACUGAAGAGAUGACCACUAAACCACCAAUCACGUCACCUUCUUCCACUACAGAGUCUCCUGAGACACUGACAGCCAUCACAUCCCCAACGAGCAACAUAACAAUUAAUCAGUCAGUGCACAGCACAACAGAAGACAUCACUACUCAACCACCAAUGACGUCACCUUCGUCGACUACAGAGCCCCCUGAGACAGUGACAGCCAUCACAUCCCCAACGAGCAACACAAUUACUCAGUCAGUGCACAGCACAACAGAAGACAUCACUACUCAACCACCAAUGACGUCACCUUCCUCGACUACAGGGCCCCCUGAGACAGUGACAGCCAUCACAUCCGCAAUGAGCAACACAACAAUUAGUCAGUCAGUGCAGAGCACAAAUGAAGAGAUGACCACUGAACCACCAAUCACGUCACCUUCUUCCACUACAGAGUCUCCUGAGACAUUGACAGCCAUCACAUCCCCAACAAGCAACACAACAAUUAGUCAGUCAGUGCAGAGCACAACUGAAGAGAUGACUACUGAACCACCAAUCACGUCAUCUUCUUCUACUACAGAGUCUCCUGAGACACUGACAGCCAUCACAUCCCCAACGAGCAACAUAACAAUAAAUCAGUCAGUGCAGAGCACAACAGAAGACAUCACUACUCAACCACCAAUGACAUCACCUUCCUCGACUAUAGAGCCCCCUGAGACAGUGACAACCAUCACAUCCGCAAUGAGGAACACAACAAUUAGUCAGUCAGUGCAGAGUACAAAAGAAGAGAUGACCACUGAACCACCAAUCACGUCACCUUUUUCCAGUAUAGAGCCCCCAGAGACAGUGACAGCUAUUACAUCCCCAACAAGCAACACAAUUAGUCAGUCAGUGCAUAGCACAACAGAAGAGAUGACCACUGAACCAUCAAUCACGACACCUUCUUCCACUACAGAGCCCCCUGAGACAGUGACAGCCGUCACAUCUCCAACGAGCAACACAACAAUUAGUCAGUCAGUGCAGAGCACAACAGAAGAGAUGACCACUGAACCAUCAAUCACGUCAUCUUCUUCCACUACAGAGUCUCCUGAGACAUUGACAGCCAUCACAUCCCCAACAAGCAACACAACAAUUAGUCAGUCAGUGCAGAGGACAACUGAAGAGAUGACCACUGAACCACCAAUCACGUCAUCUUCUUCCACUACAGAGUCUCCUGAGACAUUGACAGCCAUCACAUCCCCAACAAGCAACACAACAAUUAGUCAGUCAGUGCAGAGGACAACUGAAGAGAUGACCACUGAACCAUCAAUCACGUCAUCUUCUUCCACUACAGAGUCUCCUGAGACAUUGACAGCCAUCACAUCCCCAACAAGCAACACAACAAUUAGUCAGUCACUGCAGAGCACAAAAGAAGAGAUGACCACUGAACCACCAAUCACGUCAUCUUCUUCCACUACAGAGUCUCCUGAGACAUUGACAGCCAUCACAUCCCCAACAAGCAACACAACAAUUAGUCAGUCAGUGCAGAGGACAACUGAAGAGAUGACCACUGAACCACCAAUCACGUCACCUUCUUCCACUACAGAGUCUCCUGAGACACUGACAGCCAUCACAUCCCCAACGAGCAACAUAACAAUUAAUCAGUCAGUGCACAGCACAACAGAAGACAUCACUACUCAACCACCAAUGACAUCACCUUCCUCGACUACAGAGCCCCCUGAGACAGUGACAACCAUCACAUCCGCAAUGAGGAACACAACAAUUAGUCAGUCAGUGCAGAGCACAAAUGAAGAGAUGACCACUGAACCACCAAUCACGUCACCUUUUUCCACUACAGAGUCUCCUGAGACACUGACAGCCAUCACAUCCCCAACGAGCAACAUAACAAUUAAUCAGUCAGUGCACAGCACAACAGAAGACAUCACUACUCAACCACCAAUGACGUCACCUUCCUCGACUACAGAGCCCCCUGAGACAGUGACAGCCAUCACAUCCCCAACGAGCAACACAACAAUUAGUCAGUCAGUGCAGAGCACAACAGAAGAGAUGACCACUGAACCACCAAUCACGUCACCUUUUUCCACUACAGAGCCCCCUGAGACAGUGACAACCAUCACAUCCCCAACGAGCAACACAACAAUUAGUCAGUCAGUGCAGAGCACAAAAGAAGAGAUGACCACUGAACCACCAAUCACGUCACCUUUUUCCAGUACAGAGCCCCCAGUGACAGUGACAGCUAUUACAUCCCCAACAAGCAACACAAUUAGUCAGUCAGUGCAUAGCACAACAGAAGAGAUGACCACUGAACCAUCAAUCACGACACCUUCUUCCACUACAGAGCCCCCUGAGACAGUGACAACCAUCACAUCUCCAACGAGCAACACAACAAUUAGUCAGUCAGUGCAGAGCACAACAGAAGAGAUGACCACUGAACCACCAAUCACGUCACCUUCUUCUACAUCAGAGUCUCCUGAGACACUGACAGCCAUCACAUCUGCAAUGAGCAACACAACAAUUAGUCAGUCAGUGCAGAGCACAAAAGAAGAGAUGACUGAACCAUCAAUCACGACACCUUCUUCCAGUACAGAGCCCCCUGAGACAGUGACAGCCAUCACAUCCCCAACAAGCAACACAACAAUUAGUCAGUCAGUGCAGAGCACAACAGAAGAGAUGACCACUGAACCACCAAUCAUGUCACCUUCUUCUACUACACAGUCUCCUGAGACACUGACAGCCAUCACUUCCCCAACGACCAACACAACAAUUAGUCAGUCAGUGCAUAGCACAACAGAAGAGAUUACCACUGAACUAUCAAUCACGACACCUUCUUCCACUACAGAGCCCCCUGAGACAGUGACAGCCAUCACAUCCCCAAUGAGCAACACAACAAUUAGUCAGUCACUGCAGAGCACAGCAGAAGAGAUCACUUCUCAACCACCAAUCACGUCACCUUCCUCGACUACAGAGUCUCUUGAGACAAUGGCAGCCAUCACAUCCACAACGACUUCUUCCACCCCAGUUGUUCCUCUGAAGUGCCUUAAUGGCGGAGUCUUUGUUGGGGGCCAUUGUAAUUGCAAGUCUCCAUAUACUGGGCUGCAUUGUAAAGAGGCAAUAAAUGAAGUUCAAGCGGAGAUUGUUGUGGUCACAGUCAACGUCUCUGUAGAGGUGCAGAACUGGAAUUUCAUCCCUGAGAUGGCGACUUAUGACUCCAACGCCUUCAAAAGCUUCGUGGAGCACUUUACUGAACAGAUGAACAUCUUCUACAAGAAUGUUCCCGGGUACCAUGGUGUAAAGGUAUUUCGGCUGAGCAAAGGCAGCAUUAUCGUGGACCACGAAGUCUUCCUGAAUGUGCCCUUCUCGGACUUCUAUGCUUCUUAUGACACAUCCGUUAAGGACAUCAACCUGACGCUGCAUAACAAACCAUGCUCUUCCAAUGAGUCAGAAAACUUGUGCUUUACUCCAGGAGCGUUCAGUGUGACACGAGUACCCCUGAACCCUGCAGAUGUGGUGACGGCCGCAGGCUUCAAAGAGGAUUAG
Rhineura floridana is the source of this 14166-nucleotide messenger RNA. RefSeq names its product mucin-3B-like. Bases 1 to 14166 code for a protein of 4721 amino acids. The transcript has 7 exons. NCBI's taxonomy places the organism in Eukaryota, Metazoa, Chordata, Lepidosauria, Squamata, Rhineuridae. The record is from RefSeq and is a predicted model, not a curated record.